AUGGGGCUCGCUUCCCGUUUUCUCCGCAUUCCGCGGCCAGAGUCCUUUCUCUAUGUGAUGAGCUUGGAGACCGGUGCUUCAUUGAUCACCCUUUCACUGCUUUUGAAUAAAAUCAGUGGCCUAUAUGGCCUGCUGGCACUCUUGACCGGCUACCACCUGUCCCCUGUACAACUUUCAAUGUACCUUUGGUCCCUUGUCGCCCUUGCACUCGCCGCCCUGCUGUUCCCACACAUUCGCAAACAGUCGCCUCUACAAUGUCUCGCCCUCACCUACCUCUAUGUUUUCGACAGCCUGAUUAACGCUGCAUAUACUGCUGCUUUCGGUGUGACUUGGUUCUUGGUGGUAUCGCAGCAUUACGACAGUGGCAAAGCCGCUGGUCCAGGGGGCGACACGAUCGCCCAGACCGCUGGCUUCACCAGUCCCAAGUACGAUGCAGCCUAUGUCGAAAUUCAAAACACAAAAGACGGAAACAAUUUCGUCGCUCACCCCCCCGCGCCCGAGAGUAUUCCGAGCAUCAUCUUCAUCUCCCUUCUGUGGGCGAUUCGCAUCUACUUUGUUCUGGUUAUGCUUGCCUUCGCACGCCAGGCCCUCCGUCUCUGGGUUGCGAUUCCCCGGCAUACCCAAUUGCCGACUCACAGCCGCAACGUCUCAGUAGCCAGCGUUGCCGAUAUUGACCGGGAGCCUUUCUCUCCCUACAGCCCCGAAGGCCAAGGCUGGCAAGGCAAAUUGGGUCGCAUAAUGGUCGGCAUCGGCCACAGCUAUUGGCUGGGUGAAGAGGAAGACGGAAACUGGCUCAGCGGUAUCAACCAAAAGUUCCGCCGUUCGAACAACACGGAGCUGCCCGGUGCGCUGGAAAGAGAGAGACGCCGACGUUCUGGAACGGGACCCCCACAACCGUCGCCGUCCAUUGUUCGAUCCACUGUCCUCCAGCAGCCAAUUCCUGAGCAUUCACCUGGUGGUAUGAAUGUCAAGAUGCAAGAUUGGAACGCACCUCGAUAA
Molecule: messenger RNA, 999 nt
Organism: Penicillium coprophilum
Lineage: Eukaryota; Fungi; Ascomycota; Eurotiomycetes; Eurotiales; Aspergillaceae
Product: inositol phosphorylceramide synthase regulatory subunit KEI1
Exons: 3
Coding region: 1-999 (332 amino acids)
Biological process (GO): inositol phosphoceramide metabolic process
Cellular component (GO): inositol phosphoceramide synthase complex; Golgi membrane
Molecular function (GO): inositol phosphoceramide synthase regulator activity
Source: RefSeq, a predicted model, not a curated record